GAUUAGCCCCACAAUAUUCUCUUUCUUCUUCCUCAAUUAUGUUAUGCAAUAUGCACAGAUAUAAACCUCCUUGGUUGGGGACUCUUGGUAAGCCUUUGCUAUUGUGGUAUCCCUUUAUCAAAUCAAGCGCACUCUACUUUAGCAGGUUCCAUACAUUCUGCAAUUCUGCUCCUGCGUUCAUGGCUUCCUCCUCCUCAUCUCCUCAGAAAAGAUCGAUUGUAAAUCCUAAACUAUAUGAUGCAUUCAUCAGCCACCGAGGCCCUGACGUCAAACAAACCCUUGCUGAACAACUGUAUGACCUUCUUCAGGAAAGAGGGUGCCGGGCAUUUCUAGACCGUGAAGAGAUAGAAGCGGGAGACUCUAUUUCAUCUGCCAUUUACAAUGCCAUAUGCUCCUCUGUGGUUCAAAUAGCUAUUUUUUCAAAAGGAUAUGCAGAGUCCUCAUGGUGUUUAGACGAGUUAGUUUUUAUGCUACAACAAACCGAUGCCCUGUUUAUUCCUGUCUUCUACGAUGUCCAUCCGUGGGAGCUACGGCACGUCCAGAAUGAGAAGUCACAGUAUACUGCGGCAUUUUCUGACUAUCAAAGGAAAGGCAGAAAUCUUGAUAAGCUGGAUGAAUGGAAAGAGGCCCUCGCAUCUGCUGCAGACAUAUCUGGUUAUGAACUUAGCCAGUAUCAAGACAAUUUGUGUGAAAAAAUUGUGUCUCGUGUGAUACAAGUAGUGCAAGAAAAGAAGAACAGUAUAGCAUUAGACGUUGCAAAAUAUCCAGUUGGAAUGGCUGAACUCGUUCAAGAUUUUGAAAGGUCUUGUUCAAAGAGAGCGAGUGACAAGGUCACCAUAAUAGGGAUCUUUGGUCUAGGGGGUGUUGGCAAGUCUACUCUGGCAAAAGAAUUGUUUAAUAGAAAGAGUUCAGGCUACGAUUCAUCAUGCUUUCUCUCUGAUGUUAGAGAAUCACAUGCCAGAGGUGAAUUACACUGCUUGCAAAGUCAGCUCUUAGAAGAUCUUUUCCCUAAAGAUGAAGAGAUAAAAAAUCUAAAGAUUAGGGGUGUACAUGAUGGAAUCAGAAAGCUGAGGGAUCGUCUGGGAAGAGCAAAGCAUUUGCAUUUCCUUAUAAUCCUUGAUGAUAUCGAUCAUGAGGACCAGUUGGAUGCCCUUUUACCUCAAGGUAUGUUGAGCUCUGGUAGCCAGGUAAUUAUUACAACCCGUGACCAGAGCGUGUUAAGGGAUGCAGAUAUCCAUUAUAAGAUGAAGGGAAUGGAUAAGAAUCGUGCUAAAGUUCUCUUCUGUAGACAUGCUUUCGGCGGACAGGAUCCACCCAUUGCAUAUGAAAAAUUGGUUGACAAUUUUGUAGAAUUCUGUGGAGGUUUAGCUCUCUCGCUCAAAGUUCUGGGUGCCCAUGUUUAUCGAAGGGAUGAACAUUAUUGGGAGUUAGAGUUGGAAAAGGUAAGGAAAAUUCAGCCUAGGGAUAUAAUGCAAAGAUUUAAAAUUAGCUUUGAUGGUCUGGAUAGAGACGAGAAACAGAUAUUUAUAGAUAUAGCUUGUUUCUUCAAUAAGAUAGAACAUCAAAAUUUAAAAAGGGAUGCUAUAACAAUAUGGAAGGCGUUCGGUUGGAGCGCUGAGCAUGCGGUUCAAACCCUGCAAGAGAAGUGCCUAGUUGAACUGGUUGAGGACGAAAUAUACCCACGCUUUGAAAUGCAUGACCACCUCCGUGAUCUGGGAAGACAACUAGCAGAUGAGUUGGACCCCCCUAGACUGUGGAGAUCAGACAUUCUUAUAUCUAUGGAAGCAAAAGGAUUUGAACAAAUCCUAGCAGAAAUAAAGGGCAGGUGUUUCCAUUCGUUCUGGGAUUCGUCCCUCCAAACCGAAAUUACUUAUUUUAUAGGUAGUUUAAAUGGCUCUUCUGAGACUGACCUCCUAUGGCUUGACAUAGAUAACAGUAAUAACCUUGGUUGCAAAUUAAAAUGCAUUCCUUCAUGGAUUCCUCUACGAAAAUUGCACAUUUUGUCUGUUAACAGCGUGGGAGAUUUGUGGAGCACUUUGCAGCAACAGUUGCAGACCAAUACCCAGGCCAGUUUCGAGUUGAGAGUGCUGAAUAUAUACCACUCUAGAUCGUUGGAAAAUCUUCCAGAUUUAAUAGCAAUGUUCAAUCAUUUGGAAGAAUUAAAGAUAGUGUGUUCCUUCAAGAAGACAGAUAUAACAGCCUUGGUGCAAUCACUUAAACAACUUAGCAAUCUUAGAUCAUUGGAAUUGGUGGAUGGGGACGACUUCUUCUUCCGUGGGAAUUUGGAGGAUGGGGAUCGUAUCUUCUUGAGUGGGAAUUUGGAUCUGAGCAAAGGUGGAGAUUCAACUAAUUGGGACUCUUCUACAAGCAGCCGCAUGAAUAGCCUUGAAACCAUACACUUUGUCAAUUUAGAUAAUAUAUUAAAGUUGCUAAUUAGUGGUGAGAUUUUUCCCAGACUGCAAUCAUUGAAAGUUCAAGAGUUAUGGAAUCUAAAAGAAAUGCACUUAGAGCAGCUAGAGAGACUGACUACUCUUGACAUGUCGGGAUGCUCCGGAUUGGAAACAAUGUCAGGGUUAUCUUCUCUAACAGGGCUCCAGGUUCUUAGACUGGAGGGUUGUUACAAACUAGAUAAACUAUCAUUGUUAUCUUCUGUGACAGGGCUUCAGUCUCUUAAAGUGCAGGGAUGCUCCACAUUAGAAGGGUUAUCUUCUCUAACAGGGCUUCAGUCUCUUGAAGUGCAAGUGCAGGGAUGUUCCACAUUAGAAGGGUUAUCUUCUCUAACAGGGCUUCAGUCUCUUCAAGUGUUGGAAUGUUUCACAUUAGAAGGGUUAUCUUCUCUAACAGGGCUUCAGUCUCUUCAAGUGUUGGAAUGUUUCACAUUAGAAGGGUUAUCUUCUCUAACAGGGCUUCAGUCUCUUCAAGUGUUGGAAUGUUCAAAAUUGGAAAAAAUAUCAGGGUUGUCUUCUCUAACAGGACUUAAGUCUCUUGAAGUGUUGGGAUGUCGUAAAUUGAGAACAUUAUCAGGGUUAUCUUCUCUAACAGGGCUUCAGUUUCUUCAAGUGUGUAGAUGCCCUAAAUUGAAAACAUUAUCAGGGUUAUCAUCUCUAGUAGGGCUUCAGUCUCUUAAAGUGUUGGAAUGUCCAAAACUGGAAAUUAUGUCAGGGUUAUCUUCUCUGACAGGGCUUCAGUCUCUUAAAGUCGAGGAAUGUCCAAAUUUGAGAAAAAUAUCAGGGUUAUCUUCUCUAACAUUACUUCAGUCACUUCAAGUGUGGCAAUGUCGUAGAUUGAGAAAAAUAUCAGGGUUAUCUUCUCUAACAGGGCUUCAGUCUUUUGAAGCGUGGGGAUGCCCAAAACUGAAACAAUAUCAUCAACGUCAUCUGCAGCAUUUCACUCCGGAAAUUGAAGUGCCUUAGUAUUGAUAUGCAUGAGUACAGAACUGCAUCAAUGGACUCAUAAGGCGGCUUUAACAGGGAUGCCAGUGGAAUGAAAAUUUGUUUCCUGAAGUGAUCAUGAUCAGUGCCCGAAUUGUCAUUGAGAUUGAGAAUGGAAAGCUCAUCAAGUGCAAUCUCUAUAUAUGCUUUGCUUGUAAGGUCUGGUAGUAAUCCUUCCUUAAAAUUUCAAUCUGUAAUUACCCAUUUGUGUUCCUUGCCAUUUGGAAGUGAAUUGAUGAUUACAGUUUUACAAAUCCCACAUAGUAAUAAUGGUGUUGGGCUGAUAAUUGUCCCAAUAGAAAAUGAGUUCCGGGCCAGGGUGAAUAAAGGGGCAGAAAGGAAAGCUUUAAUUAUAUUGCAAAGACUAUUGACAGAUCUUAUUAAA
Messenger RNA from Cryptomeria japonica (Japanese cedar), 3816 nucleotides. Its product is annotated as disease resistance protein Roq1. The transcript is spliced from 5 exons. Bases 39 to 3413 code for a protein of 1124 amino acids. Gene Ontology annotation, biological process: signal transduction; defense response. Gene Ontology annotation, molecular function: ATP hydrolysis activity; ADP binding. The record is from RefSeq and is a predicted model, not a curated record. NCBI's taxonomy places the organism in Eukaryota, Viridiplantae, Streptophyta, Pinopsida, Cupressales, Cupressaceae.